This is a messenger RNA of Lucilia cuprina (Australian sheep blowfly), 1796 nucleotides long. RefSeq lists its product as uncharacterized. The record is from RefSeq and is a predicted model, not a curated record. Bases 94 to 1755 code for a protein of 553 amino acids. The transcript is spliced from 6 exons. NCBI's taxonomy places the organism in Eukaryota, Metazoa, Arthropoda, Insecta, Diptera, Calliphoridae.
ACAAUUUAAAACAAUUUCUUUAACAAAAACAAUUAUCUAAUCCAUUUAAAAUUUAUUUAAAAUAUAAAAAAUAUUGUAAAAGUUCUUAAUAUUAUGGAAAACUAUUCACAUCCUGUAUCUCCUACCACACCUCCUCCCCAAGAAACCGUUGAAAAACCAGAGGAUGCUAAAAAACCACCACCACAAUUUCAAAUUGAAAAUAUAACAAUAGCCAAGCCACCGCUAUUAAAAAUCUACUAUUGGGAAAGUUUGGAUUUAGAGAAUUUAAAUCGCAAACUUUUAACUGAUAAUUCCUUUAUAGAACAUCAUUUGGAAUUGCCUACACGCCAACUAAAUAGCACACCCAUGAAGAUUAUUUUGUGGUUACGCAAUAUGUGUAAUUUCGACUUUACUAUGUGUUUAAAACGCAUAAAGAAUUGUCAAUGUGUACCCAGAGAGACCCGGGUGGGUUUCAAUCAAUUUCGCCAUUUAUAUCACUGUCCUCACCGGCGUUUGAUACAUAUCAGUCAGGACAUGUAUGUAAUGAAACCAGGAGAUUUGGUGGCCAUGUCGGUUGUGGCUUAUUAUUAUAUUUUGGGAGAUCAUGUUUUGACUUUUGAAUUGAGAAUUUCCGAUUUGCGCAUCAUUUUGCUACAUUUCCAUGUAACCAUUACCACAUUUGAUCCUGUGAAAAGUGUUCUAACCACCAAAAUGAUUCCAGUUGAUAUUAAGGAACAUCGCAGCCUGGCUCAACCCUUAUGGAUACGUAAUAUAACAAUGCAAAAUUUACAUUUUCUAUUUAGUGGCAAAAAUCGUGGCCUCCGUUUAAUUAAUCCCAAUAUGGAAGUACCCAGACAAAGUGUUUGGCCAUUGAUUGUGGAAUACAGGCCGAGUGAUUAUGAAAAUAAUCUUAAUUUGUUUUUAAACUGUGGCGCUAAAUUAGCUGCCAAAGGUGGUGCAGGAAAUCAUUUUAAAAUCCCCAUAACAUGUAAAGGUUACAUGCAGGAAGAAAUUGAAGAAACCCAAGCACCCAAUUCAGAUUAUGAAUGUGCUGAUUACCUGUAUGUUUUGUACCCCAAUAAGUUGGAAUUUUCUACAGAAAUAAAUGAAGAAAAAACCCAAAUGAUCGCGGUACACAAUUACAAUCAAAAGUGUAUGCAAUUUAAAUGGCAAACCUACACUAUUAGCGAAUACUUUAGUUUUACCUUUGAACCUAAUAUAUUUACCCUUAAACCUCAUCAUUCUAAACUAUGUGUGGUGCAAGUGAAGUCAUUCAAUAAGCCUUUACAUUUCAAACGUAUACCGUGUGUUUUGGAGAUACAUCGCAUUCUAGAUAAAUCCACACAAAUAGCUCAAUCACUUUUAACCGAAGUGGAGUCUAUAGAUGAUCCUAAGUGGUUAGAGAAUAGUUAUGUGGAGCAUGUUCUUUUGCAUAUAGAUUUAAAAGUUAAAUUUCCUUCCAUGGAAAAGGAGAAGGUAAUAGAUGAAAAUGACUUAAACAAGGACUGCACAAACAAUCAAACUACAAUAUUUGAGAAAUUAUUUUGGGAUUACUUAUCCAAAUCGAAUUAUAUGCGUAACACCAGCAAAAUACCAAGAAAUUUAAAUUAUGAACAAGUUUUAAAUAAGGAUUUCAAUUCAAUGAACAAGGAUUCUAAAGCACAUAAUAAUAAGCAAGCAGCUUUCAAUAUUUUAAGUUUUCUAACGGCUGAAGCUUGUCGUGAUCUAUCCAAAAAUUAUCGCUUUGUACCUGUUGAAAUUUUAGAUUCUAUUUAAAAUUUACCUCUCAAAUUACGCAUGUAUAGGGCCAAAGGUAA